Rattus norvegicus (Norway rat) is the source of this 12666-nucleotide messenger RNA. RefSeq names its product interleukin 1 receptor accessory protein (gene Il1rap). Gene Ontology annotation, biological process: signal transduction. Gene Ontology annotation, molecular function: NAD+ nucleosidase activity, cyclic ADP-ribose generating; interleukin-1 receptor activity. Gene Ontology annotation, cellular component: membrane. The record is from RefSeq and is a predicted model, not a curated record. NCBI's taxonomy places the organism in Eukaryota, Metazoa, Chordata, Mammalia, Rodentia, Muridae.
CUAUCUAUCUAUGGUUUCGUGUCUUUCUGCUUGGAUUGAGUAUUUCUAACCUACGUAGUUCAGCGAACCUUUAAUGAUCGAUCCAUCUGUGUUAACGGCGCUGCUAGAGCUGAUACUGUUUUCCUACGUGUGGUAUUAUUUUCAUGUAUCUCAAGAAACACCGAAGAGGAGAGAAAUAAUAAGACAUUAAUUUUGACUGUGGAAUGCCAGGUCUGAUGACCCUGUGGAGUUACUGCAGAGUGAGAUUAAUUAUGCAGAUCUGCCACCCUAGGCUUUGGGAUGUAAGUACUGUGUUGUAAUUCACUGCAGGAUCAUUCAUGUAGCCAGCAUAUCGAUAUGAUUGUUAUUCCAGCAAGGUUUCCUCUGCCCCUAGACAAUUACAGACCACUUACCAGCAUCUCCCAUUGACUUCUUAUUUAAAAUUCCCAGGGCCUCUGCAGGCAGGCAGGUCCUUUUGUUGGAGACAGUGGCAAAUCAAUGGCAAGAGGCAACGUGGGACUUUCCUUGGGACAUGAUGAAGCUAAGAUAGUUUGUUAAGCCAAAUGUAGACAUUCAAAUUCCAGUUGAAAAAUGGUGUCUUUUGUGACAUCCUGUCUUUAACACCUACUUUUAAAGUAAUUACAGGAGCAAAUAGGGAACGUCUCCUUGGAAUGAAGGAUCGCAAGCUUUGGCAUGUAGGUGUUUGGGUGUGAGCACAGGCCUCCUCGUUUAUCAUCACUGGAACUUUGGGGAAAUCACUGGUUCCAUAGAAGAGUCUCAAUAUUAAAUGACAGUCUCUGGAAAGCCUGAGGGGAUUUAAAUGUGCUUCUGUAUGAAGAAAAGUGUGUGAGACAAAGUGUUCUAAAACUACUUCUUUCUUCCAUGGAAGUGGACUCCUAUCAUAAACGAUCAAACCUACUUUUAUGGCCCCAUGGCUUAAGAAAUGUCCUGUCAGCUCCUAUACACACUGACAGCACUGCCUAGAGCAGAAGGCAGUAACCAAGCAUUGACACAAUCAGCAGCUCCGAGGGAUGCUCAUCCUUGGAGUACACAGAACAAAAUUCCUACUGCCCAUCUGCAUGCCUGAAAAGAGUACGUGUUCCAUUGAAUUAGCAUGUCAAUACGUUUCCUGUGCCUUCCAGGAUCCUUGAUAAAAAAGUGUGGCCCGAUUUGUGUUGCCUUACUGUCAGGAGUGCCUUUACUCCUCAUGCAAGGUUGUACUCUCAGAGUGAUACCUGCUUUCAGGUUGCAUCUCCAGUAGAGCUUCAACUAUUUCACCUCUGGUUGAAACACCUUUCCAUCAUCACACAAACAAGCCCCAGUCUCCCUAGCCUAUUAAAAUGCAGGUAAUGAUUCCCUCACAGCCCGCCAGUGUGUUUCCUGCCCUGAAUGCACGCUUACUAAUAGCAUAAGAAAACAUGGUUAAGUGGCACCUAAGCACCGAUAGCAAAUAGUCUUUUUAGGGACGGUAUAUAUUUAUGUAUAACAUAGAUGUUGACUGCUAUCAUCUCAUUAAUAAACACAUAAAGUAUGGACUUUCAUCUCCCAUUUUUGCAGUUGAUUAUAACUAAUUACAGUCAAUUUUAAUCAAUUACAAUCAGUCAUAUUUCAGGUAGAGAUUCUCUGCUAGGCUGUUAGCUCCUGGGUGCCUGAGAGGUAAUAAAAUCACUGCCAUCCAUAGCACAGGAGCUCCACCCUGCUCUCUCACACCAGUAAUUAGCUUUGCACUGGGAAAAAGGCCCCGGCAAUAUUAUGGUAUAGCCACAAAAUGACAAUCUUGUUCAUGUUCUCUCCUGCUCAAUUUGCUUGUCAAAGUUAUUUAAAACCCCACGUUAAACACUAGUUGGAUACCAUUCUGUGAGGGAGGCCAGGGAAGUUUGUGCAAGUAGCUGUAUGGUGAAGUUAUGAUAUUUCUUCAGAAAUUAGAGUCACUUAAAGUUUUAGCGGUUUCUAGGCAGUUAGGUGAGAACCCUGUACAAUGCCAGCUUAUUUUCAUGAGUGUAUAAGGUAGAUCGCACGGCAGUACUUUAUUUGCAAUAAGCUCACCAGAUAUCCAAUGCUUAAGGAGUGAAAUGUGGCUGAGAAGCCCCUCCCCUUCCUUUCAGUGUGAUCUGGUGGACUGAGGUCACAGCCCAGACUCUGGGACUGGUGGGUGUACAUUGCCAUCUGUCAGGAUGGUCCUGGUGUCCAAAACCUCGUGAAAGGAGCCAUAGAAUUUUCUCAACGGAGACACAGACUUCCUCAGUGUUAGUUCCUAGGCAGAUUUUCUUUAACACUUUAGACACGCAGAGAGGGUAUCUUCUUUAAGUCUUGCUAUUGCCACCCCCUUUAAAAUUGCCUGAUAUAAGUUUCCAUCAAGACAAGGAAUAUUACUUUUGCAUUUCAGAGACAAGAUUGGGGAUAGGGAUGGGGAGGAUGCUGAGCAGACUGUUUUUUCCAAUCAUCUGACGAUGUGAGCAUAGAUGGCUCUGUGCCUCCCUAGUUGGCACCACCUCAACCUAGAAUAUGCUAAGUCCUCCCUGAAGGUUCUGUCUUAACUCUUGACUCUAACUCUUUCUAAUAAAGCUAUUUGUGAAAGCCGAGACACUUAAACAAUAAAAUUCCUGGCCAACGUCGCGGAGUAAGUAAGGGCAGUCUGUACUGGGGACUCAGGAGUCUCCAUUUUUUUCUCUUGUAAUUGAGAAUGGGGGAGCCGUUGGUGUUUCAAGGUUUCACAGAAUAAAGGAGGCUUGUCUAGGGCCCUGGGGAAUGGACAAGAGGGCAGGUGAGACUGUAGUCUGAUGAAUUGUCUCUAGUAAACUAGUCAUUGUUUGGAUAGAAUUUGGGGGACACUGUAGGGGAGUACUAUGUGAAAGGAGCACUUCGGAGACCCAUUCAAGUCCCUUUGCUAUGGGCACGUUCAUUUCCAAGGAGACUGUGACAAGCCUUAGAAUUCUCUAGGAGGUUCACACCUCAGGUGGCACCUGUGGAAAAGUGUACAAAAUAGAGUACUGACACCUUACAUUUUUAUUACCUCUCACCAUUUAAGAGACCAUUUCAUGAAGAUUCUCUAACAUAAUCCUAUAGUAGCCUUCAAAAUAAAGCCUGCUGUACUGUUACUGAUAAGGAUGCCAGGGUCUGUAGUUCUUCCAUACACAGCCAAGGCCACACAGGUAAAAGUGACCAAUGACAAAUUAAAGCAGAAUUUGGUUGUCCUGGAAAAUGUCUCUCUAUUAUUUAGACUCUCUCUCUCUCUCUCUCUCUCUCUCUCUCUCUCUCUCUCUCUGAUACACACACACACACACAGACUCACAAAACCACACAUAGACACACUCUUAUACACAGAGAUACACACACUCUCACACAAACACACAGACACUCUCUUAGACACACACACACACACACACACACACACAGUGUAUGUAUUUUCAUUGUGUAACAGCAUUGGAUUGCAUGUUAUGAAUGCAAACUCGAAUUCCCACGUUGAAAGAUAAAAACCUGAGCAAAUUGAACCAGAGCAGAGCUACCUUAAAGUGCUUCGGGAAGUGCGAACACAUACGCUGAGAUUUUAGAAAGAGGCCAGUUUACUUCUGUAAAAUGAAGAGAGAAAGGCUCGAAAGGACUGGCGAGGCACGAACAUGUCUGGGGAUAGAUUUAUUUCAUUUCAGUCUCAAGUGGGGAAGACAGCUGUGUCUUAGGAACCUAGCAUUGAUCUGUAAAGUAUGGCUUGGUGUCUCUCUUCCUUCCCUAGUUAGAACUUUUAUCGGCUGUGUCUGUAUUUUUACUGAGACCCAGAAAGCCAUUUUGCAUAUGAAGAAGUUCAUGGGCAAAUAAGUUCAGUUAAUAUUUUGUUAAACAAAGCUAACAAUGAUAUUUACUUAACAGAUUGUCUCAAGACAUUAAAAUGCCAUUAGAAAUGGUGAAUCUUCAUGAGAGUUGUGGUACAUUACUCUUGAAACACAUUUUUUAAAAGUUCUGCUUGACAGUCAGGGCAUUUACUAAGAAUGUCUGCUAGAUUCUAGUAUGACUUUGGUGGCAUUUGUAAUGACCUUGAACAUUGACUUUCUUGUUAUUUUUGUUUCUGUUUUCUUUUGUUUCCAUUUCGUAUAUGUCUCUUGGUUGGCAAGCUGUGAGGUUCCUGAUUAUAGCAAGAGUAUAAUUCUUAUUUCUCACUGCUGUGACAGAAUAUAGAGAAACACAAUCUAAGGAAGGGAAGGAUUAAUUUGCCUCACAGAUUCGGGACAUUGUCUGUCUUCAUGGGGGAAGCCUGAGGUGGUUGGCAAACAUUGAAUCUCUAAUCAGGAAAACAGAGGUAUAUAAGUGUAGAUACUCUGCUUGCUUCUCCUUUUUAUUCUGUUCAGGGUCCAGGCCUCUGGGUUAAGAAUAGUAUUAAUCACAUUUAGGUUAGUUCUUCCCACAAAAAUCCAGUCUCAAAACCCUGGUACAAACAUGCCAAGAGGCUUAUCUCCUGGGUGAAGCUAGACCUUGUCAUGUUAAUAAGCAACAUUAUACAUCUCUGUUUUCAUCUCAGUAAAGUUUAUGGAAUUGGGCUCAAUAAAUAACUCCAUGAUUUUAGAAGAAUAUGAUGCUGGGGACUGAGAAGGAAGAAUGUGCCGUGUUUUAAGCACAAAUCAAUGAAAAUGUGGCGAAGCUUUGCUGCUUUGGCCUUUUACAAUGGUUUGUCAAGAAGUGCCUCUCUUUGGAGCGUUCCACAGGCAGGAUCGUGUUCUGUAUGCCAUUCCCUUGAAUUAGAGGGGUUAUUGGUGGUUAUGUCUUGACAUGAAAUUUAAGUAGCAGAAAACCCUCAGAUGGCAGAGAAGCUUUCUAUGUUGGAAAAAGUCAUUAAUUUCCUAACCAGGAAGUGAUUGGAUGCCAGUCCUAAGGUGACAUGGCUGUUCUGUGCCUGUGAUGGGACUAAUUCCACCUAAUUCCCUUCUUGAACUUCAGGUGGCAUCAUAUUACCCAAAUGGGUUGAUUUUUUCCCCCUUUCAGCAUACAUGGGUAGAUAUGCUAGUGUAGGAAGUUUCCAGACAAUUUCAUCUUCCAUGAGGAUAGGGCCAUAUCUGUUCUGCCUAGUUCUUCAAGAACGUAUACUGAGUGCAUCGAAAUGAUUGCCAAACCAUAGCCUCCUUUCAAACAUAAGUAAAACAAGCUUAUUUCAUAAUAAAGAGAUAUUUCUAGUGCUUAGAGUUUACAUAAUAUUUGCAAUUAGAAAGGCAUUUCCCCUGUUUUUUAGUAGCAUUUUCUCAAAGUUCAAAUACUAUUGUAGAGAAUACCAUAAUGGUCUUGGCUUUUCUAUGUGCACUAUGUUCAAUCUGACCCAUAGCCAUCUCCUUUGAAAUAUUUUAGAGAAACUACACCAAAUUUGGGCCUGGUUUACUCAAGAAUAAGACAUGGAGCAUUGUCCCCAGCUGUUAUUGUAGGGAAGGCUCUAGUUAUUUGAGGUUCGUUUUUGUUUUUUACAAACCCUAGUCUAUGUAGCUUGAGUUAUAAGCCCAUGUUAGAUGACUCCACAAUUACAAGUAUUAAGCCUCUGUUAUCUCACUGAACAAGGUGAAUGUUAGCCAGUAAAUGUGGACAACUAUUUAUCUUCUUGGACAUUGCUAAGUUCUCUAUUCAAGGAUAUCUCUCAACAAAUGAGGUAAAAUAGCAGUAUUUAUCAUCUGCCAACCUCAGUUCCAUAAAAUGAGUUUUAAGUUAUUGGAGAGUCUGCACACUGGAGUGAGGGCAUGUAAGACACUCCCAGCUUUGCUUUGAAAGCGUCCAGGAACUUCUAGCAUAUCAGUCUUAAAUCAGUUCUGGAGAAUAAGCAGGUCCCCAUUCUUCUAAAGUGGAUACCUUUUAUCCCAUGUUUGCCUCACUGCUUUUCUCAGAGUGCCCAGGGUCACACAGUCAAACAUUCGAGCUCAGGUCUGGCAUUUUGUUAAACUCCUCUUAGAUUGACUCUCAAUGCAAACCUACUUCUACUCUCUGCAUGACAGAGAUGAGCCUUCAGGGUGAUGUGUCCUCCCUCACCUCUCAGAACAAACAUGUUAUUCAAAGCAUUAAAGCCCAAGGUGAAGGCCUCCUGUCCACAUUCUAUUCCAAGCUUCAGAAGGUGGCAGGUGGUGAAUUAUAUCCAUCCUCUAAGUUCCCGGCAUUUUGAAGCUUCGGGGACACUGGUGUCCAAGAGUGUGCUAAUGUUUUCUGGUGUGCACCUUGACUCUGGUGUUUCAUCAGUAACAGUUAGCAGCACUGACUUGGUGAGCUUGAGGUUGAGGACAGUUCUUUGAUCUCUCUCUCUCUUUACAUCUACUCCUGGACUUUUCUGGAACAUUCAGUACUUAAUGACAAGAGUGUUAUUUUGAAAGUGAAUGUUGAAAAUAGAAUUCAAUAUAUUUAGGUUUUAAAAGUCUUUAUUAAGACUGUCUAGAAGACAUAAUGAAUCAUCAGGUUUUUUUUAAAGAAGAAUCAUGUUACUUAAAAUAUAUAUAUAUAUAUAUAUAUAUAUAUAUAUAUAUAUAUAUAAUUGACCUUCUUUGAAGCACAGUUCUAUAGAUGUGAUGGUUAUCACAUCACAUUCAUCACCAACUUCAAACUUGGGGGUAGGCCUCUGAAGAAGUGCCAUGAUCAUGGAUAACCUCUGAGAAUGUCUGUAAGAGGUUGUAUUUUUAAAAAUUAUUUUGUGUAUGAAUGAUGAAUGUGUGGGCUUAUGUGUGUGUCUGGUUGUCAGAAGGCAACUUGAGGAGUCAGCCCUCCCCUUCUACACCUGUGUGUAGAUUAACCGGGUGGUCAGGUUCCUGUCAUCAACUGUUAAGUACCUUUGACCUCUGAGCUGUCAUUGUGGCCCAGGACAUCAUAUUUAUUAAGUUAACCAAUCUAUGGAGACUCAUCUUAAAUGUAGAUGCAACUAUGUUCUGGGCAGAGAAUUCUGGACUGUAUAGAGUGGAGAAGGGAAGUUAAGCAUGAAUCCAACAUUAUCUGGUUGUGACUGCAGAUGUAAUGUGGCAGCAGCUUGAAGUUUCUAAUGCCUUGACUUCUCUUCAGUGACGGAUGCUAAGCUGGAACUGAGAGCCCAAGUAGACCCAUCCCCCCUUAGUUUCUGUAUCUCGGGUUAUUUUAUCAUGGUGACAAGACCAAAACAAAGACAAUGAAUUUUGGGUUGUAUCCUGGAUUCUAGAGCUAUCGCCCCAAUCAGGUUAUUCAAGUGGUUCAUACCACCACUAUACAGCUCCUUACUGUUCUACCAGGCCACCCUCAAGGUCUGUUGCUUGUCACACCAUUUCCGUCUUUCUGAGAAUCUUAGAUAAAUGGAAUCAUUCAGUGUGUAGCCCAUUCAGAAUGGCUUCUUUCAUCUAAUAGAAUUCCUUUGAAGUUCACCCAAGUAACUUAUAAACAUACACUGGAUUCACUGGAUAAUGCUCAUUGUUUAGGCUUGCUAAAUCCUUUCUUUCUUUCUUUCUUUCUUUCUUUCUUUCUUUCUUUCUUUCUUUCUUUCUUUCUUUCCUUCUUUCUGCCUGCCUGCCUUCCUGCCUUCCUUCCUUCCUUUCUUUCUUUUUAUUUUUGUGUGCUCCAAAGCUUAUUGAUGAUAGUGAAACAUACAUUUCACAUACAUGUGUGCAUGUGUGUGCAUGCAUGCGUGUGUGUGUGUGUGUGUGUCUGUGUGUGUGUGUGUGUGGUAUUUAUUUCUUAUGGGGAAAGACCUGAGUGCCAGACUGUGUGUAGUCACAUAGCAGGACUAUUAUUUACCUUUACAAGGACCUUCUACUAUGUGCUGCAGUCUGGAUUCCACAUGUUAUUGAACCCAGCACUUCCAGCUACUUUCUAUCUUUUUAAGCUAUAGAUAUUUUCAAAUUUUUUUAUUAUAUUAGCUAUUUUGAUAAGGUGUAGUUGCGAUCUUAGUUUAUUCCCCAAAUGAGCCAUGGUCUUGAACACCCUUCAAUAUGUUAGUUUGCCUUCUGCAUUUUUGUUUUGGUAAAGUUAUCUUUUUUUAUUCACAGACUUAAUAUUUCAAGAGUAUUUUGCUUACUGUGUGGUGCCUUCACAUUUAUUAGUAUUUUUUAAAUUGCUUCGAAUAGUGGGAUCCUCCUCCUUUCUUUCACAUAAAUCUUACCUCAUUUAUCUAGAUCUAAAGCUAUCCCUGUGACAUUUUGGUUGAAAGCAACUAAACCUGUCAGGUAAUUUGGGGAAAACCAAUGUCUUCCCAGUGCUGAGUCUUUUUAAGGUAUACCGAUUAUAUCUGUCCCAUUCUCACUAAUGGGACAAAUAACCAAAAUAUCCAUUUACAAGACACCCACAAGGCCUGGUACACAACCACAAUUCCAGCAUUCUGAAAGCAGACCCAGGGGGACCAAGAAUUUAAAACAAGGUUGGGCUACAUAAGAAGACUCUCGCCUCUCAUUUAAGGGGUUUAUUUGUGCAGUGCAAAGUGGUUAACACAAAAUCUCACAUCUAGUGUGAGCGAAGAGAAUGAUAGUGGCGUAUUCAGGCACAAAUGCAACAUCCUCAUCCACAGGUCUCAGGAACUGCCAUGGAGGAGGAUCAGAAAUAUUAUAAACAGGUAGAGGAGGACAGGCUGAAGUAGUAUCUUAUGAAUGGGACAGGGCUGCUAUAUUCAUGAACUCACACAUGGGAGCUGUGGAUGUCUACGUAGGACCAAACCAGCUAACAUUCCAGCAUGGGGACGGGAGGAAUUCAUGAGCUCUGUCAUUUUUCCUUAAUCCUUGAUCAUGGUAGAUUGACCAUGAUCCAGGCGCAGUGGAUGGUCUCGCACCCAGGAGCAUAUGGGGAACAUAGACUAGAUUCUUUAUUUUUAAAAAUAGGACAGAACAGAAAAGGACAUAAAAUUGUAGUGUAAAUCACUGGGGACGAGUUUGGGGGAGACUUGGGAUUGAAUAUGAACAAAAUAGGGUCUUCAAUAAUUAUUGAAAUGUAAGAACAGGCCCUGGACUCAAACAGAUAAACAAAGCAGUAACUACUGACACCAGUGUGUCAUCGCAUGGUUGUCUGUGAGCCAGAAGGACAGGGACAGAGCAGUGGACUCGCUUCUCUGUGUUCUUGGAAGAUUGACAUCUCAGUACUGUCAAGGCUGCGCUCUCUCUCUCCUCACUGCUCUAGAAAUGAAAGCCUUCUCCCCAUCCUCAGUAUUUGAAGGAUGAUUAAGACUGUCUUUCAUUUUAGCCUAAUACUCUAAGUUUGUACCUUUUGAUUAUUGCCCUGUUCCAUCUACGUCACAGAACUUACAUGCUGGUAUGUAUAGCAUCAGCACAUACAUUCAAUGUCUCUGUGAUCAGUAGCUGUAUUUUUUUUUUGCUUAUUCCUACAUUUUAUAUUAGCUUCCUCUGUUUGUUUCACCUGGUUCGAGAUCUGUCAGAAUCACCAGGCUUUUCAGAGAACCCAUUUGAUGUGCCCCCUCCCCCAAUUUUACCCAUUUUAAAAUUCUUUGACCUCUACUUGUUCUUUUAAUUUUUAUUUUGCUCACUUGGUUUAUUCAUCUUGUCAUUCCUAGGAUCUAAAGUGAAAUAUUAAACUACUCACCUUAUAACUUUUUUUUGAGCAUAAUGUCUUUAAUACAACAGUUUUCCAAGGAGCACAUCAUUAGUGUGACAUUUUAGUCUAAUUUCUUCUCUCUCAGAGCUAUUUCUCUUGAUCCAUUGGUUAUUGAAAACUAUACCCCUCCCUUUACUUCCCUGAUUUUAUAUCUGAUUGAACCUUAUGUUUACAGAUUGUCCUCUCAUUUCCUUUGAAGAGGCUAUGGUUUGAUUCCUGUCAAGUGAUAUGACCUGAGUGCUUAAAUAGGUUACUCAGUUGUUUGCAUUUAGAGUCCUCAGAAGGCUGCUGUCUGCUAUGCACCUGCUUUUAGCUUCAUUGCUAGGAAGGACAGGCCAGAGCACACUUCUUUCUUAUUGCCUGUAAUUACUGCCUUUUAUGUCGUCUUGCUUAAAAGUUCACUUAUUGCUAAAUAUUGGCUCAUGAAAUUUUCUCACAGAGAUCCUCUUAUGGGAGAAUUGUGAGGCAGUACCAGGUGGAUGAAAAGAAUCCCCACUUCUUGAUAAACAUAAGGGGGGUUCCCCUUCUAAGAGGAUGGGACUUCCUUGGUGUUUGAUGAGUCUGUUCUUCUGUGGGAUCCUGCAGAGUCACGCUUCCGAACGCUGUGAUGACUGGGGACUAGAUACCAUGCGACAAAUCCAAGUGUUUGAAGAUGAGCCAGCUCGCAUCAAGUGCCCCCUCUUUGAACACUUCUUGAAGUACAACUACAGCACUGCCCAUUCCUCUGGACUUACCCUGAUCUGGUACUGGACCAGGCAAGACCGGGACCUGGAGGAGCCCAUUAAUUUCCGCCUUCCAGAGAAUCGCAUCAGUAAGGAGAAAGAUGUGCUCUGGUUCCGGCCCACCCUCCUCAAUGACACGGGCAAUUACACCUGCAUGUUGAGGAACACGACUUACUGCAGCAAAGUUGCAUUUCCCCUGGAAGUUGUUCAGAAGGACAGCUGUUUCAAUUCCCCCAUGAGACUCCCAGUGCACAGGCUGUAUAUUGAACAGGGUAUUCACAAUAUCACGUGUCCAAAUGUAGAUGGAUAUUUUCCUUCCAGUGUCAAACCAUCGGUCACUUGGUAUAAGGGUUGUACUGAAAUAGUGAAUUUUCAUAAUGUUCAACCCAAGGGCAUGAACUUGAGUUUUUUCAUCCCCUUGGUAUCAAAUAACGGAAAUUACACAUGUGUGGUGACGUAUCUGGAAAACGGACGGCUCUUUCACCUCACCAGGACUAUGACUGUAAAGGUAGUAGGCUCACCAAAGGAUGCAGUACCACCUCAUAUCUACUCGCCAAAUGACCGCGUUGUCUAUGAGAAGGAACCAGGAGAGGAGUUGGUUAUUCCCUGUAAAGUCUAUUUCAGUUUCAUUAUGGACUCUCACAAUGAGAUCUGGUGGACCAUUGAUGGAAAGAAGCCUGAUGACGUCCCUGUUGACAUCACUAUUAAUGAAAGCGUAAGUUAUUCUUCAACGGAAGAUGAGACAAGGACUCAGAUUUUGAGCAUCAAGAAAGUCACCCCUGAGGAUCUGAAGCGCAACUAUGUCUGUCACGCUCGAAAUGCCGAAGGGGAAGCCGAGCAAGCAGCCAAGGUGAAACAGAAAGUCAUACCGCCAAGGUACACAGUAGAACUCGCCUGUGGUUUUGGAGCCACAGUCUUUCUGGUGGUGGUUCUCAUCGUGGUCUACCACGUUUACUGGCUGGAGAUGGUCCUCUUUUACCGGGCUCAUUUUGGAACGGAUGAAACAAUUCUUGAUGGAAAAGAAUAUGAUAUUUAUGUUUCCUAUGCAAGAAAUGCAGAAGAAGAGGAGUUUGUGCUGCUGACACUACGUGGAGUUUUGGAGAAUGAGUUCGGAUACAAGCUGUGCAUCUUCGACAGGGACAGCCUCCCUGGGGGAAAUACGGUGGAAGCAGUGUUUGAUUUCAUUCAGCGGAGCCGAAGGAUGAUUGUUGUCCUGAGCCCAGACUAUGUGACAGAAAAGAGCAUCAGUAUGCUGGAGUUUAAGCUGGGUGUCAUGUGCCAGAACUCCAUUGCCACUAAGCUCAUUGUGGUGGAGUACCGUCCGCUUGAGCAACCCCACCCAGGCAUUAUGCAGCUGAAAGAGUCUGUGUCUUUCGUAAGCUGGAAGGGAGAAAAGUCCAAACAUUCUGGCUCCAAGUUCUGGAAGGCCUUGCGCUUGGCUCUUCCCCUGAGAAGUCUGAGCGCCAGCUCUGGUUGGAAUGAGAGCUGUUCUUCUCAGUCUGACAUCAGUCUGGAUCAUGUUCAGAGGAGAAGUCGUUUGAAAGAGCCCCCAGAACUUCAAAGCUCAGAGAGGGUGUCUGGAGCAGCGCCAGCCCCGGGCACCAUAUCCAAGCACCGAGGCAAGCCCUCGGCAGCCUGUCGCUGCUGUGUCACCUACUGUGAAGGAGAAAGUCACCUCAGGAGCAAGAGCCGGGCAGAGAUGCACACCCAUCCCCAAUGGGAAACACACCUCUGUAAGCCUGAUCUCCAAGAGUCUGAAAGUCAGUGGAUACAAAAUGGCACCAGACCCGAACCCGCUCCCCAGAUCUCAGCUCUUGCACUCCGCCAUUUUACAGAUUUAUCCAAUAACAAUGACUUUUAUAUUCUAUAAUCACUUUAUGUGGAGGGUGGUGGCUGCUAUUUCUACCAACUCUCGUUGGGUCACAAACUUUUGGGAAUAAUCGACAUUUUUAAUCAUUUAAUAGACUAUCAGAUUUGUGUCCCCUUUUAUUGAUUUUUUUUUAAAAAACUAUUCAUUUCUAGGAGACAAAAGACCUGAAGCACCUGUAUCCAGUUAUUGCCUCUAAUGGCCUUGGAAGAGCACACUCUUCUCGGGCCCUAGAAGGUCAGUAUGUAAAAGUUGCUUUGAGUCUGAUCUUGCCCCGUGGUUCAAAGGUAGCUAAGCAUUGCUGUCUCCUUGUGAUAUAGGUCAAUGAAGUGUACUUGGGCUUUGACACUCACAGAGUGUAUGCACCCAAAAGACCAGGGCUGUGACACUCUCAGGGUGUGUGUACCCCAAGGAGCGACUUGAGAAGGAGCAGGUUCUGGUGGACAUUGUAGGACAGAGCUCAGCAGCAAACCUACAGCACAUUUUGCCCCCAGGGACCAAAUCUUCCCACAGGAAUUCCUGCUUCCCAUUUCCCCCUGUAAAUAAUAUGCUUUUUGUUGCCAGUCUCAAUAAAGGUAUAUUUUUAUGCCA